Purpureocillium takamizusanense is the source of this 543-nucleotide messenger RNA. RefSeq lists its product as uncharacterized. The record is from RefSeq and is a predicted model, not a curated record. The coding region runs from base 19 to 522 and encodes 167 amino acids. Lineage: Eukaryota; Fungi; Ascomycota; Sordariomycetes; Hypocreales; Ophiocordycipitaceae. The transcript is spliced from 3 exons.
AUAUUUGCGACAGCCAACAUGAAGUUCUUCCAGAUCUUUAGCGUUCUCCUCGCCGCUGGCGCGUCUGCCAUGCCCACGGCCGCUGACGUUGCUGAGGAGCACGCUGCCCUCGACAAGCGAUCCGGUCCAGGCAUUGUUGCCGCGGCCAAGAGCAAGGAGGGUCUUCCUUACGUCUGGGGUGGCGGUGGCUGCAAGGGCCCGACCAAGGGUGGCUUCGAUUGCUCAGGCCUCACCCAGUAUGCCGUCUGCCAGGCUCAGAAGAAGACCAUUCCUCGCGUGGCUCAAGACCAGUACCACUCCAAGAUGGGCAAGCACAUUCCCCGCAAGGACGCUCAGCCUGGUGACAUGCUGUUCUGGGCCAAUGGCGGCAACUGCAAGAGCAAGGUCGCCCACGUUGGCAUCUACAUGAAGCCCGGCUGGAUGGUCAACGCUGCCCGCACCGGCACGCCCGUGCGCGAGCAAAAGAUCUGGACGGCCAGCGGCGACCUCAAGAUCUGCCCCGAUGCCGUCAGGUUCUGGUAGAAGGGAGAUAUAGACAUACGG